AUGCUUUCACGUGAUGGCGAGAGUCUAAUGAAACUUGGCGACUUUACGUUUACGAGAGAAAUGUGCACCGGCGACAGGAGUUGUUGGUAUUGCUACACGCACAACAACCACGGCUGUCCAGCUAGAGUGUACACUGAUCGAGACAAGCUAGUAUUUGCGAAGAAUUUUCACAACCAUCCACCCACAGAGUUCUUCGUUUGA
Parnassius mnemosyne (clouded apollo) is the source of this 201-nucleotide messenger RNA. The record is from the annotation of a GenBank genome assembly. NCBI's taxonomy places the organism in Eukaryota, Metazoa, Arthropoda, Insecta, Lepidoptera, Papilionidae.